AUGACCAAUUCAUGUUUCAAUUGUCGAAAACAAGGUGAUAUGGAAAAAGAUUGUCCCAAAGCUCUGAUACAAACUGAUAAAGGGAAAGGUAAACAACCAAGUAUUAGUGGACAAGUCUUUGCAUUACCUGGCAACAAAUCUCAAGCGGGUAUGAUUUCGGGUCAUGUUAAAUUAAUUGAUUUAUCUGUUUAUGUUUUGUUUGAUACUGGUGCGACACACUCARUUGUUUCUGAACAAUUAGAAUCCCGAUUAAAACCGUAUGAGCAAACCACCGAAUUUCCAGUGGUAAUAUCUACUCCAAUGAGUGGUUCAAUUUGUUUGCUAACUCGUUUUUCCAACUGUUCGUUCCUUAUUGGGGACUGCAUACGAGAGGCCACUCUGCUUCCAAUGCAUAUGUCCUACUUUGAUUUAAUAUUGGGUAUGAAACUGGUUAUCACGCCACCGGGAAACAAUAGACUGUAA
This is a messenger RNA of Cynara cardunculus var. scolymus (artichoke), 462 nucleotides long. RefSeq lists its product as uncharacterized. The transcript has a single exon. Gene Ontology annotation, molecular function: nucleic acid binding; zinc ion binding. The coding region runs from base 1 to 462 and encodes 153 amino acids. Lineage: Eukaryota; Viridiplantae; Streptophyta; Magnoliopsida; Asterales; Asteraceae. The record is from RefSeq and is a predicted model, not a curated record.